CGUUGCGAUAGUGGACAUGUUGUGUAGAAAGCGGGAGUUCAGAGCUCGACUUUGAUAACGCGUAUCGGUAUACUAUUUGGAAACCGUAUAUACAUAGACUGCAAUUCAACUAGGUAGGAAACAUGACCGCAGCUAAACUGAUCGAUAAUGCCAUAUACGUGGCAGGGUUAGUUGUUAUUGUAAGUACGAUUUAUGUACACGGACAGGAACCGAUAGUGAACACACGCAAUGGCCAACUGAGGGGCACAAGGCGUGACUUAUUUAACGGCAAUGUUGAUAGCUUCUUAGGAAUUCCAUACGCUAAUCCACCCGUCGGUGAACUACGGUUUAAAGUAACAGAGCCAUACCUCCGACCGUGGGAAGGAGUACGCGAUGCCACUGAAUUCAGCAAUGCCUGCAGCCAAGUUCCCGUUCAAAGUGAUUUUCGGGGUGAAACUAUGUGGGACGUAAACGCCCCUAUCAGCGAAGAUUGUCUAUAUUUAAACGUCUGGUCACCUUUUCCAACACCGAGUAAAGCCGCCGUUAUGGUGUGGAUACCGGGCGGUGGACUGACGUCUGGCGCAUCUUCCGUGGAUCUAUACGAUGGUGCAACGCUAGCAGACGCCGAGCAAGUAAUUGUGGUGUCAGUUAACUAUCGUCUCGGUGUUUUGGGUUUCUUAGCUCUGAGAGAUACACAGGCUCCUGGAAACAUGGGCUUCUUAGAUCAGGCCAUGGCACUGCAAUGGGUGGCAGAUAAUAUCGACUAUUUUGGAGGUGAUCCGGAAAGAGUUACUAUAUUUGGAGAGAGUGCCGGUGCUAUUAGCGUUGGGGUACAUCUAUUUUCGAGUCAGAAUCUAUUUCGGAGAGCUAUUUUACAAAGUGGCAAUGUCUUUUUUCCCGAGUCUAUUGUGACGUAUGAUCGUUCCGAAAAAUUGGCACUGACAAUGACUGACAAUCUGGGCUGUGGCCUUAAUUAUUUGUCAAACGAAACUGUUGAUAACACGAAAAUACUGGAAUGUUUCAACUCGAAGUCAACAGAAGAAAUUGUACUGGCCCAAUACGUGGAUGAUGUUCGUAUUCCCACGCCGGGUGUAGUAGAUGGCACGUUUUUGAAAGACAGUCCGUUAAAUCUGUUAAAGGAUGGGUUGUAUGAAUCGACCGAGAUUCUCAUAGGAGACAAUCUCAACGAGGGAACGUGGUUUCUGCCAUAUAUGGCGCCGCAGUAUUUUUCACUUGACCAGAAGCCAAUAUUGAACCAUACUACCUUCGAAGAAUUUAUUGAAUUUUACUUUUCGAUGGCAAAUGCACUCACCCACGCAGCUAUCUCUUUCGAAUACACUAAUUGGCUUGAACCCGAAAACUCGGCAGACCUUGUGGCAGGUGCGAGCGAUGUAGUGGGAGAUUUUCUGAUAACAUGUCCAACUGAUGAAACAGCUAAAUUAUACUCCCAAUACGGCAACGAUGUGUACAGGUAUUUAUUUUCUGAACUUGCAAGCAAUACGCCUUGGUUGGACUGGUACGGCGUUCUUCAUGGGGACGAAAUCCCGUUUGUCUUUGGAACACCGCUGUACCCAGAAAAUGGAUUCAGCGAUUCGGAAAAGGUGCUAUCCAGGGAAAUGAUGAAAUAUUGGGCAAAUUUUGCCAAAACUGGAAAUCCAAACAAAGAAUCCGACGAUGACGUCAGUGAUAAUGCCUGGCCUCGCUUUGACUUAGAAGAACAGCAGUAUAUUAUCUUUGAAACCCCCGACAACGGGAUUGGUCAAAAGUUGAAAUCUAGGAAAUGCGCGUUCUGGAGAGAUUUAUAUCCCAAAGUGAAAGACGCGACAGCCGAACAAAGAAGCAUUGAUGACCCAGUGACCUGUUUCGGUCAAUGUGUCCAGUACACCCUGGUUACUUUGUUGAUAACAAGUGUUGUAUCUAUGGUUUUAUGAAGUCUACAAAAAAAUAUUGAGAAGGGAAUUCUUUAAUAUACCAGUAGUACGUGAUGAUAUUUUAGUGUGACAUAGUGAGAUAGACUUAUCCUCGAUUUUGCACGUAAUCAGAUUUGUUUUGACAACAUUAAAUUAGGGUCACCAAUCAUUUAUAGUGUUAGGAAUUCACAAAUAUCCUAGAAUUCACACAUUUUCACUACAAAAAUACAACGUUCAUUGUUAUCGGGAAUUGUUCUCACCAGUUAUGACCUCUAGUCUUACAUUGUCCUGGGAUAAGCGCCCUCUGUUGUCGUUUACAGCACUGGCAGUGCGAAUCAUUCGAAUCCUCAAAAUAGGGAUGCGAGUUUUGUUCAAAUGUGUACCCAGAUCUUGAUCUUUCACUACUAGUUUUAUUACAUGGUUUACUAUACAUAUCACAUAUUAUAAUUUUUCAAUCGUGUGCCUGUGAUUCAUGGUGCCAUCAUCACGGAGUCAGGCAGCACACCUUAAAGGGCGGCAGUCGUCGUGCCGCGUCCUGUUCGAUAUGGGACUCAUAGCGACGUAUACAACGCGUGUAAAAUACAUUGUUUAUUUACACGAAAUUCGAACACGCGCUGCGCGACGACCACCGCGCUUUAACAUGCAAUAUGUACAAAAACGUUUACUAUUUAAUAUUGUUGUUCGAUAAGUUGACGAAUACAUUGGGCUAUGAUUUAUCAUGACAUAAAAAUUAAAAAUGAUCUCCAAGUAGCACGAAUAACAAUGCGUACUAGCGUAUUUUCAUAUAUCAAAUAAUGUGUCCUAAAAACGCAACAUUUUUUGCUCAUGAUAAAUCAUGAUCAUAAUGCAACUUGGUGUACAGUAUAUGUUUUCGUCAAUAUUGCAUCUUUAACAGACCGGAUCAAUAUUAUACAGAUAAACAUACUCCAGACAGUUCAAUGAGUAUUCGAAGAAUGGGUGGCAUAUAUCAUGAUCAAUGGUGCAUGUCACCGAGCAUUCAAGGCGCAUGUACUCUGAUCUGGCUGGUAAUAAGAAUCCACCGCUGUGAAAUAAGCAAUGCAUAUACUAAGAAUGUAAUUGUAUCCAAAUGGUUGGCAUUAUGCUAUUUUGUCGGGCAAAAUGGCCGCCAGUCGGCUGAAUUUUAUCGAAACUGAAAUCAAAUUAAAGUGCAUAUACCAUUUA
Molecule: messenger RNA, 3071 nt
Organism: Saccoglossus kowalevskii
Lineage: Eukaryota; Metazoa; Hemichordata; Enteropneusta; Harrimaniidae
Gene: bche
Product: butyrylcholinesterase
Biological process (GO): acetylcholine catabolic process; choline metabolic process
Cellular component (GO): plasma membrane
Molecular function (GO): acetylcholinesterase activity
Source: RefSeq, marked provisional